UUUUCUCUUGAAUAGGUUCUUCACACAUAACAGAAUGUCUCCAAAUAAACAAUUUGUGUAUCAGCUUUUGUGUUGUCUCCAUUCCAUAAAUUAACACUAAUCCAGAGCAACAUUUGUUGAGCCUCUCAUGAGGACGUCUUCCAUGAAAUAGCAAAGUGUUGGGCAUGGAUCUCGCUGUGAAGGAUUUCCAUGCUACCAUGAAGAUGAUUGCAUCUGACACUAUUUCCUUACAAUCAGACAACUUGGGAUCAUCUUCAUUUGAUGCAAACAAUCAAAACCUGCCUCUUUCAGACAACAAAGAUAAAUGGAAUCAUUUGUCUUCAAGUCAAGGCCUAGGUGCUUCCAACUCUCAAGGUAUUGUAAAUAGUUCCAGUUCUGAUUUCUGUGAUGGAGAUAUUCAACAAGAUUUGCCCUACCAUGCUGAAAAUAAAACUUUUGAAAAAGGAAAAUCUCCAUUCAUGAAUCAUUCUGUUGGAACAGGAAAUUCAUUUUCUGUUGAAGACCUUCAAAAGAGAGGAGAAAAUAGUAUCUUGAACACCAGCAGUUGUGAUGUAAAUUACAUUACUAGUUCUCAGGAAAAUAAUCUUACUUUCAAUGAGCAAAUGCUCAAUCCUCAUAAUGCUUCCUUUAAUACUUGCCAAGGGUACUAUAACCCUAAUAUUAAUAGUGUAGAAGAAUCUAAAAAUCUUCAAAAUGGCUGCUUGGAUGCUACCAAUUCACGUGACAGUGGUCAGUGUGGCAAGGAAUCAGAUCAUUUUGUUGAGGAUUCAGAGAUGCAACCAAGGCAGAGAAGAAAGUCACGUAAACCACUCAAGUCAAGCAUACGUUAUGUGAAGGCUGUGAGUGACUCUCCACUGUCUACUUGCACUGAACUCUCCCCUCCUCCCACUUUGAGUUCCCCUUCUUUACCUUGCACUCCCCCUGUGUCAGUGCAAGCUCCUCUCUCCCCUCCUCUUUCUGACGUACAGUCUAGCCUCUCCAGCUUGUCUCCAUGCUCUUCCGUUAAUAGUGAUGAGAACAAGUGUGCUCCUCGAGCGCCUCUACCGAGACUAUUGCCAAUUGAUAAUUGGCCUGCAUCAUCUGCCGUCCUGAACAAGCUGCCUAACAAAAUAGACAAUUCAUCUCAACUGAAACAAGAUGAACAGCACCAUUCCUUCAUCUCCAAUCCUGAUGAGUUGCCCCCACCUCCCCCGUAUCCCAAAGUUGAAAACAUACAUAUUACCAACAAGAUGAAUUUGAGGUCCAAUGAAGCACCUAAUUCUAAUGAUAGUGCCCAUGAAGAGAUGAACGAGUCCUGUGAUGCACAUGAACAAAAUCAAUGCAGAGAAGACAAUUCAAGACCUCCUCCGCCUCCAUACCACAGCCACUUCUUCUCUCACCUGGAUAAAAAAUUGUGUGAUUCACCCUCAGAUAUCAGCAAUACUGAUAGUGAAAGCUCAACAUUGUGUCCAACUCCUAAUCUCUCAAGAGUAUCAUCUCUAAAUGAGUCAUUCUGGUCAUCUGUUCACCUCCCUUCAUCAUUGUCAGUUUCUGCCGUUGGUAUCCCUGAUACUCAACUAAAAGGCUCAGUGUCUUCUAAUGCUGAUUUUACAAUUGAUGGCAGCAAGAAAGCCUGCAAGAAGACAUCUGAUGGCGAUGGUGACAACAAAUCUGCGUGUGAUGCAUUCCCAGCCAAUAGCAUGGCUAUGCUUUUACAGCGCUUGACUGCAUCUCAAAACAGGGAGUGUGGAAAUCCUGCCAAUGAUUUUUUCAUGAUUGAUGAUUCUAAUAUACAGAGACAUGAUGGGGCGAUGGUCCAGCAAGCACUCAAAAGAAAUGAUGAUAUUCAGCACCCUGAGGACUCCUCUGCUAAUGGAAAGAAAGCUAAAAACACUAUCAAUAUUGACAUUGAUAAAAACAACUUGACUAGUAUUCUUAACAACCUCAUUGCCAAGAAUGUGGUGCAACCUAAUAGCCUCUCUGCAGAUGCACCAAACUCCAGUCACUCUAUUUUUCUCCCAAGUGAUCGGGAUAGCCCUUCUGCAUCAGGUAUAGAACCCCAACAAACUGCAUUGCAAAGCCCCCAUCCUUCUUUUGAAGAGCAGGAUGCUGCUCCAUCUCCAUACAAUUCAGACAAAAACGAUUCGUGUGCUUCUUCGCCCUCAACCUCUAAACAAAGGUCUCAAGUAAUGGAUUUGGUGAAUGAACAUAACUCUCAAAGGAUGGAUAUUAACAACGAUCAGGAUCCUGAAGAUGUCAAUGAUCAAGCAAUGGAUCUUGGUAAGCACGCAUCUAACUCAAGUGACGACCAGCAAUCUGCUUCUGAUAACAACGCUGCUGCUGUGGCUGCUCUUGUAGCUGCUGCUGUCCAGGGCAGCUUUUCUAAUCCACUGAUGCCUGACUCAUCGCCUCUGUCAGCUCUUCUUGCUGGCAAUGCAGGCAGUGAUUUCUCUCGUUGUGCUUCACUUUUUGCUCCAGGCAUGGACCUGAUGACACUGUCAGCAUCUUUAUCUGGUAUGCCCUGUGGACCUUUUCGUAAUGAAUCUGCUGUUGAUGGUAAAUCAAUGGGUCCUGAUAAAUUACAGCUUUUACAGUUUGAUAAAUCUUUUUUAGAGAAUGUUUCCAUGAACAAUUUGGGUAACAUGGCGGCCCUGACCUACUUGCUUCAGCAGCAGCAACAGCUUCAGCUGGAAUCAGCAGGACUUGGCAGCGGCAACAUAACUAAUGCCCUGAAUGGCCUUACUUCUUUGCCACCCCUCAAUGGACUCGCUGGACUACAGGCCAUCCCGGGGCUUGAAGACAUCACUCUGCAACAGGCCUUGAAGAAAAUGAGGUACACUGGCGAUGCAUCAAUGCCGGUCAAGCGUAAACCGCGAUCCAGCAAUCACACCAAGAGCUUCCACUGCAGUCUCUGCAGCAAGAGAUUCUCACUCAAGGAUGAGCUAGAAGAGCACAUGCUUACUCACACGUCUGAUGAGCUUGGAAAUGAAAGCUACAUGCAGAAAAGUUUUGCUUGUACCGAGUGCUCAUUCCGCACCAAGUAUAAGUUUUGCUUGCAACGCCACAUGCACAUACACAGUGGCGAGAAGCCGCUUGUUUGUCCCUACUGUCGCUAUCGCUCCAUCUCAAAAGUGAGCUAUGAUAACCAUAUACGCACUCAUACUGGGGAGAAGCCUUUCUCAUGUCCCUAUUGUUCAUACAAAUCAAGUUUCAAAAAUAACCUGACAAAGCACAUCAAGACUCACACAGGCUCAGGCAAGCCGUAUACCUGCAACAAAUGCUCGUGCUGCUUUUCGUCGCAGAUGCAGCUCAAGACGCACAUGCGCCUACACAUGGACCCUACAGGCACCCACAGCUGCACACAGUGCCUCUACACCUGCAUGUCUCGUUUUGAACUCGAGUGCCACAUGCGCACUCACUUGCCCAUGUAAUAAUUUGAUACCAAACAUUUCUUUUCUAAUGCAACGACUGAAUGAUCUUUCCUGUUAUUUUAUGAUUUGUUUAAACAGUUCUCAGAGUGACUUGCCCAUGUAAUAAUUUGAUUCCAAACAUUUCUUUUCUAAUACAACGACUGAAUGAUCUUUCCUGUUAUUUUAUGAUUUGUUUAAACAUUUGAGUGAUCUAAGUUGAAAGGAAUGUCAGGAAAUUGAAUGUUAUGAAUAACACCAUGUUUCGGUUUUUGUUUAAUGUCACUACUGAUGUGAACAAUAUUAUUAUUAUUUCAAUACUCGGAUGUUUGGAAUACUCACAUUUAAUUAGGUAAACAAUAAUUCUCUAUGCUUUUUAUCCGUUUCAUUAAUCCUGAAAUAAUACUCUUGUGUUUUUAAGUUUUCAAGGUUGAAAUUUUGUACCUGACAUUUGUUGUUGCAUUCUUGUUUUAAUAAUAUGAACUACCUGCUGUCUCGAAACUAGGUGCAUCUAAUGCUGCGAUAACCUCGUACAUGUGUUGAAACUUAUUCGUCCUGGUGCUUCAUCACCUUCAUAAAUUUGUGCAGCUGGCUUUUGCAAUCAUGCGAGAUUUUAUUGUGCGAGAUUAUACUGAAUUCAUCUCCCUAUUCAUACUACUAGUGUUGUUUAUCAGUAAAUUGGCUUACAAACUUUAUUUUAUUGAAUUUCUGAUAUUACUGUAAAGAAAUGCCAAUGCCAAGGUAUGAUUACUGUGAUUCCUAAUAAGGGCAUUCAACUUUUCAAACGAGUCAUUUAAUGACUUAAUCCUCUCACUUAAUACUCUGACUUAAUACUCUGACUUAAUACUCUUUAGCACUGUCACAUUGAACCCAACAGCUGUGUUACCAGUUGCUAUCUAGUUCUCCUGAUGAUUAUUUGUAUAUUUUGUUAUGUAUUAUCUAUACUCGCAUUAUUAGUCAAAUAACUGUAUAGUUAUCCUCUGGUUGUGGGCAUAUUUGAACGUUUUCGAUAGUUGUGUUCCUUAUCAUUACAAUGAAGUUAAGUUUUUACAUUGUUUGUCGUACGGCAUGAAAACGAUCUUCAAGAGGAGCUUAUUGUUCUUGUUUGUUGCGGAGAUGUGAACGCAGACUUUGUUCAAUGAGUGAAAAAUGAUAUUUUUACGCCUUUGUGGAUUAGCCAUAUCGUGGAUGCACGCGUUAUAUUUUGAGUAACUCUCUGGUAAAUACUCAUAGUUGAUGUAACAUUUCAGUGAUUUUGGAGUAGCUUUUCUGUUUGUAAUUGCUUAUUAUUUUUUGGAUACGCUCAAACUUUCAAUAAUGGUUAUCUGGUUAUAAUAGAACUACUGCUUAAAAUUGCUACGUCUUGAAUUUUUCCUCAUUCAUUUUUAUUUAGUUCAUUGAAAUUCUACUGACGGUGCUCGAAAAACUUCCAUGAGGAUACAAUUGCUUAUUUUUUAAUGAAUUGACUGCAUCAUGAAGAUGUGUUCAAAACUUGAUGGCCGUCCUAUUGUGAGUUCUGUUUUUACUGUUAGACUUUUUUAGUACAUAUUUUUUUGGUUUAAAAGGUAAUUGUUGACAUCGAAUUACAAAAUAGGUUCUUUCUUAACCACCUUGAGUAUCAUUUCAUGACUGAUGUGCAAUGACGUUAUCUGUACCCGCUAUGAAUCUCCUGUUAUUUUGUUUUACUUUAAUGGUAUUCAAGUUUGUUUUUGUCCCUUGAUAUUUUGAUGUUCUCGAGUUACCUUUAGAGUUGUGUAACUGACGAUUGCCGGGAGUAGCGAGAAUUUUCUUUGAUCUUAUCGUUGUUUUUGACUUGUAACAACAUUAAUUAUGUUUAACAAUGCACAUAAUUGUAAUUCUAUAGGACAUGAAAACUAAUUUCUCUCAUUCUUUUCAUUUAUUACGAUCGGAGAACAAAUUUAUAACGAUAGGAGAAAAAAUAAUAUUUGACAAGGCAUUCAAGUAAAGCUGUGUGCUGACUGAGAGGAGGCUUUUUUGUUCUAACGAAUUGCAUGUCGUUAAAGUGUGAGGUUGUUACUGCUAUUGAAUUAUUGCAAGCAAGAUGAUGUAAUGAGAGCUUGUUCUGCUCCAAGCCUUCACUGUAUGAAUAAAUGUGCGUGAAUGUGAGGGAGUGAACUUAGUACCUUACAUAGCUUCAAAGUAUCUGGCUUUCUGGACUCCUAGAAUGUUAGUCUAGAAACCUGUUGUUUAUAGUGUGCUUUUUUAGAAAUGGUAACAUUGUAGAUGAGCUAUAUUUUGAGCUUCUUUUUGUAAUAGAAAAAUGUUUAUUUUUAAUUUGUGCUAUAGUAAAACGCUGUAUACGCUUUAUUUUUAUAGUGGAACUGAUCACAAACACAUGAGAGCUUUUGUCUGUGGUAGAACUAAUGAAGUAUUACCAGCUUAGAUAACUAGCUUUAGGGAUUGUUUAGAUGCUCUUAAGAUAAGAACCUCAUAGCCGUAAUCUUAAUUGUAUACAUUCCAUCAACACGCAGGCUCGGCUACUGUCGGAACCUCUUCACAUACUCGUCCUCAAUUCUACAACUUACGUAGAUUUGUUUGGUAUUCUGAAGGCGUCCUAGGGUUUGUUGCUAUACUUCGCGCCUGUUUUUUAUGAUUACCUCGACAUUUUUGUCAGAGGAUUCAAAAUGUAUGUAUGUCAGAAACAAACAUUUUGACACGCAUAUUGUAUGUUUUUGUCAAACAUACAAAAUGAUGAUACUAUGUUGUAUGUUUUUUGACGAAGCUGGGUUUACUAUUUUCACGCCACAUUUUCCAUCCAUGCGUAUAUUAAUUGAAGUUUUUAUAGAGAUGUUUUUUUUCUGUAGAGGCGUUUAUUAGUUGAUACUGAAUAUCCAAACCUCAUGUUAUGGAAAUCUGUUUCUGAUUUCUCUUGGAGAAUUGUGCAACAAAUGAAACAUUGAUUUCAAUUCCGUAAAUUUUUCUCAUUUCAGUUGUAAAUUAUGACCAUAAAUUAACGCGUUUAUGCAGAAUACUUGAACAUUUUCAUGACUCCACUCCCGGACUCCCUUGUCUCAGGUGUUACUCUAGCAUACCGAGAUCUGCCUGUCAUGCUUCAAUCAAUGCACUAGAAACAUCUUCCCUCUUGUAUUGUCCAUUUAACAAUGAUUGAGAGUGUCAAAUAUUGAUGAUAAUUGGAAUCUGUUUCGACACUUCCUCUCUAUCGAUGACUUGAGGUAUCGGGUAUCGGGGAUUCCAUUUACUUAUCAACGAAGUAUUUUGAAUAUCCAUUAAAUUUUAUAGGCAGAGAAUGGUUUGCUGUUGCUAUUAACGCCUUUUGUGUAGCCGUCCUAAAAGUUCAAGUUACUUUCAUCUUGCAAACGUCCGAGGGUUUGAUGAAAAAAAUCGUCGUGCCUUGUUUAUUGCAGACUUUACUGCAUGUUUAUUGCUCGCUUCCGGUGCUGGAGUUUGGAAAUUUUUUGAGUUUUCAUAAAAUAAAAUUCAUCUCCAAAUCCAGGAGAUUGUUUUUUUUGAGCCGAUCGAUUAUGAUGCAACCUCUGCUAUUCACGUUCUUGUUUCCAAAGCCAAAAUUACCUACCGGCUAAAUUAGUUUUCCAUUCAACUCGGAUGGUUGUAUUAGAUGUUGCGUAUAAACUAAGAUUAUAUUAGUUGUCCAAAUUAUUAUCUCGAAUAUUGACAGCUAUUAUUGUUAAGUAUUCUGUAUGGCAUUCUUGGGUUAAUUGUUUGUAUCUACGUUAAUUCAACUAUGGUUAGGAAUUUUAGUUUUAAUUGCUAUUACGCAUACCCACAAAGACUAAUUUACCAGGGAUAUCUUUCCAUUUGAUUGAGCUCGACAUUUGGGGAUGAAACUUCUUUAUGAAUGAAUUGUGUGGUUUUUUUAGUAAACACGAAAACUAGGUAUUUCUCGCUCGCAAUUUACUUUAACCAUGCUGAUUAAAAUGUAAGCGUGGAGUUAAAAUGUAUUAAAAUGCCAUUGAUGUCCGUAUUGCUUGAGCCUUCAAGCGUGACGAUGUCAUUGGUACAGUCCAGGUGCAAUGUACACUGUGCGUAAAGGUGCUUGUACACGGAGAAAGUAUUAGCCGAUAGUGUUAGUGGUCAGUAUUUCUACUUCAGAUAUCGGGCUAAAAAUGGAAGAAAAAUGCAACAUUUUUAAUUUUAGUAACAAUUUUAUCAAAAUUAUCAAAAAUUAUGUUUGAAAAUUGGAAGAAAUUAGCUCGAUAUAUGAAGCAAAAGAUACUUGCCACUACCACUACAGGCUAAUACUUAGCUCGUGUAUAAGUACCUUAUGAUAAGCUAGAUUAUAUAUAUACAUAAGGUUGCUAGUGUAAACCGGUGCCGUUAGAUAGCAUGCAGGGUGUUUUCCUCUUCCUUAAUAGGUUUUAAACUGCGCGCGUUCGUGCCACAUUUUUGCAAGCCAAUGUUAUUCCUAUAGAAUCUGAGUGGACUUGGUCGGGCUACUGCUACCUCAGCCUCGCCCUUAUUUUUGAUGCCAAUUGUUAUUCCUGCUAGAAACUGCAGCCACUCACCGAACGGUCGGUGUAAUGUAAGUCUUGCUCGUAAUAUUCAUGCCAAUCAUUGUUUUUAUGGUGUUGUAUUUAACAAAAUGUUUGUGACUAGUCAUUGCUUCCUAUGAAAACCUUUGAAAUCUACAAAUUUCAAGUGAAUUUGAUAACAUUACCAUAAUUGAAUCUGUACAUUUUCAUUUUUUGGCUUCAAGUGCUCGGAGAGCGCGAAACUAUUGGUUACGAAUUUUUACUAACACCAAAGUACGAAGUGCAAUGUCGAAACAUCGAUAAUGGUAGCGCGAUGGUGUUUGACUAAUACCAAAAUAAGCUGUGCAAUGUCAGAACAUUGAUUGUCGAUGAUAUUUCUUUGUCGGUGAUCCAGUGAAACGCCCGGAAUUUGCGUGAUUGAAAGCGCUUAUUAUUGACUUUUGUUGUUACGUAACUGAUUGUAUAAUUAUUUGGUUGACUUCCCAGUGCUGAAACUCUAUUGUGCAUUCGAAUUUUCGUGAAAACUGUCUUGUUUCUUUUGGAAUCUUUAUUUAGUGUUGUAUUUCUUUGCAUUGAUAAAGUCAGGUUGUCUGCUAACAGACAAGGUUGUUACAUUAAAAAAUUCUCAUUUGAUUUCGGUCUCCUGAGCUGAAAUUUUCCAACUUAUGAAGUUGAAUUUACACCUGUUGUUCCGAGAUGAGUCUUCACAGCAUGUUAUAUAGGCCAACAUGAAUUUUUUUAAUGAACUUCCGUUAAUAGUGUUAAGAAAUAAAGUUUUUUUGUAGCAUUCUUUACUCGUGUGAUCAUUCAAUUGGCUUUAUCAUACAUUUUCGCGAACAACAAAAAAGUUAAUGGUCAAUAAAUUAUUGUUUCAUAACUGCAGCAUCGUCGUCACAAAAUGACCGCAAAGCGGACAGGAAGAUUUUCCUCAAAGAUUUACUGCUUUCCGUUGUGAUAGGAGCAGGGAAAAUACCCUUAGCAUAAUGAUGAAAUAACACCGCUUUUGUUGCUUCUAGCGUGUUUUGAAUGUUAGUUAAUUGAUUACCGCUGCAGAAGUGAGAUCCACAGACGUGGUCAUUGCAUGUAGGCAGAGCCGACUGAAUUCGUCUCUUGCAAUACGAAGAAAGUCCGUUCGGGGCUGCAUUUCAUUUCUUGACAGCGCGAUACUUGCCUCAUGAGGAAUCGGUUAUCUCUGAACCUCCUCCAGCCCUUGUCUUCGCAGGUCUGAUGGCUGGAAUUUGUAAUCCUUUUAGAAGAAGUGAAGUACUCGUCUUUUAAAAGGUAGAAAUUUCACGCUGUUGAGUGUAUGGUGUGAACGGAGUUUCAAGCUUGAAGUUGAAAUCGGAUCCUGGGAACUGUUCCAAUUUUUGCUAAAAUUACGCGCCGAAUCUUUAGGUUGUGAUUAUAAGAGUAUUAUGUCCAUGCUUUCAGUCCUCUAAAUACUGAACUUGACUUCCAGUUCUCACUACACGUUAUUGAAGACCUGGGCCUAUGGAGGCCUGCUGAUUCUUUUCCGGCAUGUAAGAUGUGUACGUAGUGCAAUAUUGCUUUAGAUGAUGAAUACUCAUAGCAACAUGGUAAGGCUUUUACGCGUAGGUGUAACAUAUAAUAGUCGAGCGUACUUAAAAGUUACGAUUGUAGGAGGUAUUGUAGUGCAAAGCUUGCCGCUGCACCGCCGGCGUGAUGGAGAGCGUGUGUGGAGGCGAGAGUGCGGUGGCUUCUAGGGGCUGUAACUAAUGUAUUGCAGUGAUAGAAUUAGGCGCCAACGUCGCGGCGCUGACAUGCCCGUGCUUGUUCGUCUUGGCAGAAUAAAAUGUGAUGGCUUUAA
This is a messenger RNA of Hyalella azteca, 9686 nucleotides long. RefSeq lists its product as uncharacterized. The transcript is spliced from 2 exons. The record is from RefSeq and is a predicted model, not a curated record. Gene Ontology annotation, biological process: regulation of immune system process; negative regulation of transcription by RNA polymerase II; regulation of cytokine production. Lineage: Eukaryota; Metazoa; Arthropoda; Malacostraca; Amphipoda; Hyalellidae. The coding region runs from base 165 to 3410 and encodes 1081 amino acids.